AUGACAGACCGCUACGUCGCCGCUCACCAGUCCCCCGAGGGACCAGGUGACUCUCGCCCUACAGCUCGACAAAUUAUUCUUGAUGAAGGCCUCGAGAACAGGUGGCCGGAAAAAACCAUUCUUAUCACUGGCUGCUCAGCAGGAAUUGGCAAGGAAACCGCUAAAGCACUGUACUCGACCGGCGCGACUCUGUAUCUCACUGCUCGGAAUCUUGCCAAGGCCCGCGUUGCACUAGGGGACAUAGCUCACAGCAACCGAGUCCACCUUCUUCAACUCAACCUGGGAUCUCUUGCCAGUGUCCGCUCGUGUGCCGAGUACUUUCUGUCCAAAAACGAGAAACUUCACAUUCUGAUCUGCAACGCUGGAAUGAUGGACCCCAUGCCUGGGAAAACACACGACGGCUUCGAGGUCCAUUUCGGCACCAAUCAUCUUUCACACUUUCUCCUCUUCAACCUACUGAAGCCUGCACUGCAGUCUGCAGCAUCGCCAGACUUUGCCUCCCGCGUUAUCAUAGUCUCCUCCGUUGCCCACCGAUUCUUCAAUUUCAACCUCGAAGACGUCGAGAAAGAGACAUUCAACGGCAUGAUAGCAUACGGCGGAAGCAAGCUCUGUAACUCUUGGACAGCCAACGAGAUUGAGCGACGAUUCGGGCAGGAUGGAAUUCAUGCUUGGAGCGUUCAUCCAGGCUCGGUAUCGACAGAGCUUGCGCGGAACCUCCCAGAGGAUGAACGCAAUGUUCAACAAACCAACCCAAUCAUGAGGAAGAUAACCAAGACUUCAGAGCAGGGUGCAUCUACUGUAGUCUGGGGAGCUACUGCUUCAGCUCUGGAGGGGAAGGGUGGAGGAUAUCUCGAGGACGCACAGAUUUCGGAAGAAUGGGAUCCUGCCGCGGGGCAAUUCAGCAAUGGCUACAGCUCUCAGUGUCUGGACGCUUCCAAGGCCGAAGAGAUGUGGAGAAGAUCACUACAUUGGGUUGGCCUCGAAAGCUCCUAG
Messenger RNA from Colletotrichum karsti, 993 nucleotides. RefSeq lists its product as uncharacterized. The coding region runs from base 1 to 993 and encodes 330 amino acids. Lineage: Eukaryota; Fungi; Ascomycota; Sordariomycetes; Glomerellales; Glomerellaceae. The record is from RefSeq and is a predicted model, not a curated record. The transcript has a single exon.